UCCAUGCCGCUCUGCGGCUGUGACUGUGUGUUGUUGUUGUCCCACGUGGGGCGGGCGCGCUGUGAUGACGUCAUGCGGGCGGCUCGGGGAGAGCUGGCUGCUGAGCCGGGUGCACACAGCGGCGUGAGGAGACGGAGAGAGCCGCCGGGAGCAGGGGACUACUGCCUAUACUCGCCACCGCCGCCGCCCGUACAGACCCGACAGUACCCAGCCCGGCGAUACUUAACCUACUUGUCUGAGAGCAGCGCCCUAUACACAGGCUGAGGGCGGCUAACCCUCCUCAUACAGUAUAGCGCUCCUGUCACACUGCCCUCACCCUGACACACCGCCCUAUACACUGACUGAGGGCAGCUCCCCUCAGUAUAGCGCUCAGACAUAGUGCCCUGUCAUCCCCCCUAUACCAGUUGUGUCCUCAUAGUGCCCUAUCAUAUACCCUAUCUACCACUCGUGUCCUCAUAGUGCCCUGUCAUCGCCCUCAUAUACCACUCGUGUCCUCAUAGUGCCCUGUCAUCGCCCUCAUAUACCACUCGUGUCCUCAUAGUGCCGUCAUCGCCCUCAUAUACCACUCGUGUCCUCAUAGUGCCCUGUCGUCUCCCUCAUAUACCACUCAUGCCCUGUCUGGUCCCCCAUAUACCACUCGUGUCCUCAUAGUGCCCUGUCAUCUCCCCCAUAUACCACUCGUGUCCUCAUAGUGCCCUGUCAUCUCCCCCAUAUACCACUCGCGUCCUCAUAGUGCCCUGUCAUCUCCCCCAUAUACCACUCGUGUCCUCAUAGUGCCCUGUCAUCUCCCCCAUAUACCACUCGUGUCCUCAUAGUGCCCUGUCAUCUCCCCCAUAUACCACUCGUGUCCUUAUAGUGCCCUGUUCAGGCCCCCAUAUACCACUCGUGUCUUCAUAGUGCCCUGUCCAGGCCCCCAUAUACCACUCGUGUCUUCAUAGUGUCCUGUCAUCUCCCCCAUAUACCACUCGUGUCCUCAUAGUGCCCUGUCAUCUCCCCCAUAUACCACUCGUGUCCUUAUAGUGCCCUGUUCAGGCCCCCAUAUACCACUCGUGUCUUCAUAGUGCCCUGUCCAGGCCCCCACAUACCACUCGUGUCUUCAUAGUGUCCUGUCUGGUCCCCCAUAUACCACUCGUGUCCUCAUAGUGCCCUGUCAUCUCCCCCAUAUACCACUCGUGUCCUCAUAGUGCCCUGUCAUCUCCCCCAUAUACCACUCGUGUCCUUAUAGUGCCCUGUCCAGGUCCCCAUAUACCACUCGUGUCUUCAUAGUGCCCUGUCUGGUCCCCCAUAUACCACUCGUGUCCUCAUAGUGCCCUGUCAUCUCCCCCAUAUACCACUCGUGUCCUCAUAGUGCCCUGUCAUCUCCCCCAUAUACCACUCGUGUCCUUAUAGUGCCCUGUCCAGGCCCCCAUAUACCACUCGUGUCCUUAUAUUGCCCUGUCUGGUCCCCCAUAUACCACUUGUGACCUCAUAGUGCCCUGUCUUCUCCCCCAUAUACCACUCGUAUCCUCAUAGUGCCCCCUCAUCACCUCCCUUUACAGCCCAUACUGUAUUGCACUCUCAUUACCUCCAUAUAAUUACUACCCAUGACCUUUAUAUACCUUGCAUAGCCACCUCACCCCAUUGAAAGCCUCUAUAUACAGCCCAUCCAAUAGUCUCUGUGCUGUGGGUAACCACGUUUCCCCAUUUGAGAUCUCUCUAUACAGCUCAGUGCUGCAGCCCAUGCAUAAGGGUUAUACACAGAGCAUAGUCACCCAGCUGCUGUAUACAACACAUCACUAUAUACUGCAAAGCCCUGACCCCCAACUUGCCUACUCCUGCAUAGAGUAGCGGUCACCCCCUCUUGCACUUCCCCUUUUGCCCAAAAAUGUCAGACUCAAACACCAUGAGCGUGGUGUCGGACCCCCAGCACGCGGCUAAGCUCCUCCGGGCUCUGGGCUGCUUCCGGGAAGAAUCUGACUUCUGUGAUGCCAUUCUGGUUCUAGAGGAGCAAGAGAUCCCAGUACAGAAGAAUAUUUUGGCAGCUGCGAGUCCUUAUAUAAGAGCAAAACUGAACUAUAAUCGCCCCAAAUAUGAUGGUUCCAUCUACCGGAUUGAAAUGGAAGGAAUUUCGGUGUCGGUUAUGAAAGAAAUACUGGACUACAUUUUCAGCGGACAGAUCAGGUUGAGUGAAGAGACCAUCCAGGAUGUGGUACAAGCUGCCGAUCUCUUGCUCCUCACUGACCUAAAGACCUUGUGCUGUGAGUUUCUGGAGGGCUGCAUCACGGCUGAAAACUGCAUUGGCAUCCGAGACUUUGCCCUACAUUACUGUCUAAACCACGUGUAUUACCUAGCCACAGAAUACCUGGAGACCCACUUCAGGGAUGUCAGCAGUACUGAGGAGUUCUUAGAACUUGGCCACGUCAAGCUGAAGGAGGUCCUCUCCUUGGAGAAGUUAAAUGUGGGCAAUGAAAAGUAUGUGUUUGAAGCCGUGCUUCGAUGGAUUUCCCAUGAUGCCGAAGUGAGGAAGGUUCACAUGAAGGAUGUGACCUCAGCCUUAUGGGUGACCGGACUGGAUCCUGGCUACCUGCGAGAACAAAUGCUGAAUGAGCCAUUGGUGCGGGAGAUGGUCAGAGAGUGCAACAACAUUCCCCUGAGCCAGCCGCAGCAAGGCGAAGCCGUCCUGGCCUCCUUUAAACCCAGGGGUUACUCAGAAUGCAUUGUGACAGCCGGCGGAGAGGAACGAGCGUCUCGGAAGCCAUUGCCCAAUGUGCGUUGUAUGUGCCCGCUUUAUGAUCGAAACAGACAGUUAUGGAUUGAACUGGCGCCACUCAGCACGCCGCGAAUCAACCAUGGGGUCUUGUCUGCAGAGGGGUUCCUGUUUGUACUCGGGGGUCAGAAUGAAAAUAGUGAGACUCUGAGCUCCUGUGAGCAGUAUGAUCCUGAUGCCAACGCGUGGAGCCCUUUACCACCUAUGCUCGAGGCAAGGCACAGCUUUGGUGUGGUGGAAAUUGAUGGUGUUAUCUAUAUCCUGGGAGGAGAAGACGGCGACAGCGAGUUGAUGUCUAUGGAAUCCUAUGACACUUGUACGAAAACCUGGAGCAAGCAACAGGACAUGACUAUGGUUCGAAAGAUCGGCUGCUAUGCAGCAAUGAAGAAGAAAAUCUAUGCAAUGGGAGGAGGCUCGUACGGAAAACUCUUUGAGUCUGUUGAGUCUUAUGACCCCAAAACUCAGCAGUGGACAGCAAUCUGCCCCUUGAAAGAGAGGAGGUUUGGUGCUGUUGCAUGUGGUGUCGGUAUGGAGCUGUAUGUCUUUGGUGGAGUUAGAAGUCGGGAAAACGAACAGAACAACGAAAUGGUAGCCUGUAAAUCGGAGUUCUACCAUGAUGACUUUAAAAGGUGGAUCUACCUAAACGAUCAGAAUUUGUGCAUCCCAACAAGUUCUUCCUUUGUGUAUGGAGCCGUGCCCAUCGGGGCAAGUAUAUAUGUGAUCGGUGACCUUGACACAGGUACAAAUUACGACUAUGUGAGAGAGUUUAAGAGGAGCACCGGAACCUGGCAUCACACCAAACCCUUAUUACCAUCUGAUCUCCGACGCACAGGAUGCGCAGCAUUGCGGAUUGCAAACUGUCGCCUCUUCCGACUGCAGCUGCAGCAAGGACUUUUCCGCAUCCGAGUCUCACCCUCAUGAGCGGCUGGGGGGGGAGUCUGAAGGAAGACACCUAGAAACCAGUCGCUUCAUUUUGGGGGUUGGGGGUACAAUUGAUGAGCGUAAAAAAAAAAGGAAUUUAUCACGUUGCGGCCUUCGUGUAGAUGGUAUGUAGAAUUGGAGUAUUCCUUGUAAUGUUGCAUUCUCCAUUCAAAGAGAUAGCAAGUUAUAAUACAGAAACUAUAGAGAGACUAUAAUUACCAGGGUGUUGGGAUCAUAUGUGUAAAUAUAUCACAUUGCUUUAUGCUUCCAGGGAUGUUGUAAUUAAUAUUCAAGCAUGAGGCAAUGUUUAACAUAUCUAGCUUUAAUAUACAAAAAACUGAGACAGAAGUAUUUUGACUGUGACAAAAAAAAAAGACAAUCUAGCGUUAAUUAUUUGUUACCAACAUUUGGCUGCCUUAAAAAAAAUACAUAUUUUGUCUUAAACAUGCUUAACAUUCCUAUGCUGGGUUCUGACAUAAUAGUGGUAGGUAUUUUAUUUUUCUCUCCAUUUUAUUAUGUUUUAUUACAUUUGUUACCUCAGAAAAUUUGAAUUCCAUAUGUAGUUGUCUCCUUGGUCUGAGUCUUCGGUGUGUUCUCCUCAGUGAUUUUUGUAACUUGAAAUGAGGAUUCAAACACUACUUUUAAGUUCCUUUUUAAAAAACAAAGCAAAAAAAGUUUACAUGCUUUCAAGUAUUUUUAGAGUGUUCAGCAAGAUAAAAAAAAAUAUAUAUGAA
Molecule: messenger RNA, 4401 nt
Organism: Pseudophryne corroboree (corroboree frog)
Lineage: Eukaryota; Metazoa; Chordata; Amphibia; Anura; Myobatrachidae
Gene: GAN
Product: gigaxonin
Exons: 11
Coding region: 1865-3667 (600 amino acids)
Biological process (GO): cytoskeleton organization
Molecular function (GO): protein binding
Source: RefSeq, a predicted model, not a curated record